AUGCAGCGUUUUUUGAAACUGGGACAAACAGAAGUUGACGACAAAGACGAAUCUGAUAUUGAUAAUGUUGGACAAGAGGCAGUAAAUGAUCCACCAAGUUGCUAUCAACUGGAUGACUCUCUGAUGACCUCUGCGAUACAAUUGCAGCCGUCAAAUUCAUCUACUCAAACUGCUGAAUCCACUAGUGAUAGUAAACAGCGUAUGCUCCUUGAUUCACAUGAUUUUGGUUACAUUGAUUUUGAUUCCAUUACGGGCUUAUCAAACGUAGCAGACAAUCUUCGUAUGGAGUUGAUUUCUCGUGGGCCAGAAGUAUUUCAGAACAAGGAUGCUAAUUUUGCAAAACGACUGCAAGAUCCAUCAAUGAAUUUCCAUGACGCAGCACUGGAUUUAGAAGGACUGCAACAACGGCUAAGUAGCAUUCGAGAAGAUGUUUGCAUCACUGCAGUCAAUGCAGCUAAAGUUCUGUGUGAAAAAUUGGGAAUUAGGAUAGAAGGAAGAAUUAAACGUCGAAAACAGAUGCCUGGUGAAAAUGCUGGUGAUGCAGGACUCGCUGCGGUUGAAGAAAUAACUCGCAUUAUGAAAUCAGUUAUUGAUAGACUAAUCCAGGAGAUGACAACACGAUUUGGUCGUCUGAAGACGUUAGAUGAAAAGUUUGGAUUUCUAUUCAACAUUAGCAAAUUGUUUGCUAAUGAUACCUCUAAUGAUAUUCAACAGCACUGUGCUACGCUGGCUGACUGUUAUAAAACUGAUAUUGAUGGAACUGAACUGUUCGUAGAAAUCAGUGACUGCAGUAUGUUGCUGAAAACCCGGCCAGAUGCUACCCCAAGCAGCCCAUUAGAAUUACUUUCAUUUAUUAUUUCAUAUGGCAAUGACAUAUUUCCAAACUUGCGAAUUGCUUUGCAAAUUAUGCUGACAAUCUCUGUGUCAGUUGCUAGCUGUGAGCGUUCUUUUAGUAAACUAAAAAUCAUUUUAACUUAUUUGAGAGCUUCAAUGGGUCAGGAGCGUCUGUAA
Molecule: messenger RNA, 1011 nt
Organism: Biomphalaria glabrata
Lineage: Eukaryota; Metazoa; Mollusca; Gastropoda; Planorbidae
Exons: 2
Coding region: 1-1011 (336 amino acids)
Molecular function (GO): protein dimerization activity
Source: RefSeq, a predicted model, not a curated record